AUGAGCAAGUUCGAGAUUUCGGACGAUGCGGACGAGCUGAACCAGGAGAUCGACGAUACCAACUUCCCGACGCGCUCCAACUCGAUCAGCUUCGGUGCGGCCAACGGCAAUGGGUCGACCGGGAGCCUUAACAACGGUUACGGUCCGUUCGCGAAUCGGCGUCGGUCGAGCAGUAUCCGGCGCACCGAGAGUGAGAUGACCGAGGGGGACGAGAACGGGCACGGGCCGGGCGAUACGGGCGAGGCGGUCAAUAACAACGGUGGUGAAAAUGGCGCCACCUCGACCAGCGUAACGGCGAUCAGCGGUGGCCUUAAUCGGGCCCGACCGACGCCGAUCCGCACGACCAGUUUGUCAGGUGAGGCAAGCAAUGGGGCUGACCACGGUGCCACCACUAACGCCAGCAGUGCACCCCCGCUUAACAGCACUCCGAGGGCCAUCAUGACGCCAGGACACGAAAAAUGUACCUUCCACCAUGAUCUAGAACUCGACCACAAACCGUCGACCCGGGAGGACCUGCUGCCGCUGAUGUCCAAGUCCUACCGGAUGCUGCUGUCGAGCCUGGGCGAAGAUCCGGAACGUCAGGGACUGCUGAAGACCCCGGAACGGGCCGCCAAGGCAAUGCUCUUCUUCACCAAGGGAUACGACCAGAGCUUGGAAGAGGCCUUGAACGGUGCCGUUUUCGACGAGGAUCACGACGAAAUGGUCGUGGUGAAGGACAUCGAAAUGUUCUCCAUGUGUGAACACCAUCUGGUACCGUUCUACGGUAAAGUUUCGAUCGGUUACUUGCCCUGCAAGAAGAUUCUCGGACUAAGCAAGCUGGCCAGGAUUGUGGAAAUCUUUUCACGCCGUCUGCAGGUGCAGGAACGGUUGACUAAGCAAAUCGCCGUCGCCGUCACCCAGGCCGUACAACCGGCGGGCGUUGCUGUCAUCAUUGAAGGAGUACACAUGUGUAUGGUGAUGCGUGGUGUACAGAAGAUCAACAGCAAAACGGUCACCUCCACCAUGCUGGGUGUUUUCCGGGACGAUCCGAAAACACGCGAAGAGUUCCUGACGCUCUGCAACAACAAGUGAGUCCGUAUCCUGCAUCGU
Molecule: messenger RNA, 1089 nt
Organism: Anopheles marshallii
Lineage: Eukaryota; Metazoa; Arthropoda; Insecta; Diptera; Culicidae
Gene: Pu
Product: GTP cyclohydrolase 1
Exons: 5
Coding region: 1-1071 (356 amino acids)
Biological process (GO): tetrahydrofolate biosynthetic process; tetrahydrobiopterin biosynthetic process
Cellular component (GO): cytoplasm
Molecular function (GO): GTP binding; zinc ion binding; GTP cyclohydrolase I activity
Source: RefSeq, a predicted model, not a curated record